This is a messenger RNA of Amphimedon queenslandica, 7559 nucleotides long. RefSeq names its product filamin-C-like. The coding region runs from base 56 to 7315 and encodes 2419 amino acids. Lineage: Eukaryota; Metazoa; Porifera; Demospongiae; Haplosclerida; Niphatidae. The transcript is spliced from 5 exons. Gene Ontology annotation, biological process: actin cytoskeleton organization. Gene Ontology annotation, molecular function: actin filament binding. The record is from RefSeq and is a predicted model, not a curated record.
UGCAUCGCUCUUGAGAGACGAGAAAGAAACAAGAAGACUUUACUCUUGCCUCAGUAUGGCUGAAGACUCCCCCGCUAGAGGAGAAGCGGCCUCCUGGGUAAAGGUACAAAAGAGCACGUUCACUAACUGGUGCAACGAUCAGCUCAAGGACACUAGCUACAAGGUUGAUGAUCUCCAGACUCAGUUCGACGAUGGAGUCACUUUGCUCAAACUCUUGGAAGUUCUUGCUCACCAGAACAAGGCAAAGCUGAAGUACAACAAAAAACCAAGACUAGCCUUGCAGAAGAGAGAGAACCUCUCGAUGGCAUUCGAUUUCAUGAAAAAGGUGGAAAGGAUCAAUCUGGUCAAUAUUGGAGCUGGAGAUGUCGAAGAGCAUAAUUUGAAGCUCAUGCUUGGCCUCGUUUGGAAGCUGAUCCAGAAGUACCAGUUAGGUAUACACGAUGACCCUGAGCCAGCCCCAGCUCCACCCACCAAGGGAGGCUCAGAGCCUGCAGCCAAACCUGAGAAAAAGAAGAAAGUUCCCUCUUCUGCCAAAGCAAUCCUCCUUGCCUGGGUACAGGCUACUCUACCUGACGUAAAGGUCAAGAACUUUCAGUCUGACUGGAAUGAUGGGACCAAGCUCUCUGCACUGGUCGAUCACAUGAAGCCGGGAUUGAUACCGGAUCAUGCUAGCCUUAAUCCUGAUGACAGACUGGAAAACACUACAAGAGCUCUUAAUCUUGCUGAAGAGAACUUUGGUAUACCACAAAUUAUUGAAGCUAAGGACUUGUGUGUUGAUAAACCAGACGAGCUCUCUGUUCUGACAUAUCUUGGGUACUACUGCAACAAGGAGUCAAUUGGAAAGAACAAUCUCCUGGACUGGAUAGACUCCAAAAUUCCUCAGUACAAGAUAAAGGACUUCACAACACAGUGGAAGGACGGGAUGGCCCUUGGCUGUCUGACAGAUGUUGUCUCCGGGGGACAGUUUACCGAUUAUGAAGACAUGAGUGAAGACACUCCUCUUGAGAAUGCAGAAAAGAGUAUGGAGUACGCCCAGUCACUCGGUGUGCCAAAGAUCAUAACUCCAGAGCAGUUCAUUGACCCAUCCCUUGAUCCAGUAACAAUGAUGACCUAUCUCACAUACUUUAAACAUGCCAAGCCGUCAGACGACUCUCCACUAGCUAACAUCAGUGCUUCUGGGCCCGGUGUUGCUGGUGGUGAUAAGACUGGAAAGGAUACUAAUUUCGUUAUACGUGGUCGUAUACCAGACUGGGCCCCCCUUGAUAUCAAUAUUACUGGACCCGAUGGCUCCAAAGUCCCUUACACGAAACUCGAUCCUAUUGCUACUAGUUGCCCCAUUCGCUACAAGCCGACUGAGCCAGGGAAGUACACUGUGGAUAUAUUGGUCAAUAAGGAGCACAUCAAAGGCUCUCCUUUCACAGUCCAUCAUUCCGAGCCCUCUAAUGCUAGUGGCUGCACUGCCAGUGGUAAAGGACUGGAGAAAGCCAUUGUUGGAGACAUGAGUGAAUUCACUGUCGACUGCUCAAAAGGUGGAGCUGGGUCGCUCCAAACUGAGCUCCACGGGCCUGGUGGGAAUGUCGGGACUGAAGUAACCGAGACUGGUAAUAGAGUAUAUUCUGUUAAAUACUCUCCAUUGGAAGCUGGACCAUUGACCAUAUCAGCUCUCUGGUCUGGUAACCAUAUUGAUAAGAGCCCUUUUACUUGCCGUGUCAUAAAUCCAAAGAAAUGUACCGCAACAGGGCCUGGGCUUACUGGUGCUACUCUUAAUCAACCAGCCACGUUUUACGUAUCAACCAAACAAGCAGGCCAGAGUACGCUGAGUGUCUCAGUGACUGGUCCCAGUGGACCCAUUCCUAUACAGAAACACGAGAAUGAGCCGGAGAGCUAUGUAUGCACCUACACGCCCACCGAGAGCGGACAAUACGUCAUUGAUGCUAAAUGGGAGGAUAUACCCAUCAGUGGUAGCCCAUUCACAAUCUCACCCACCACACCAGCUAAUGCCAGCAAAUGUAAGAUGAGCAACGUUCCACAAGGAUAUCUCAGGGCUGGGAAAGAGGUCAGCUUUAACGUGGACAUUUCUGAUGCUGGAGAUGGAGAGCUUAAGGCUUCAGGACAUGGGGCAUCUCUGCCACAAAAGUGCUCCAUUCGCUCACUUGAUUCCAGUAACUAUGAAGUUUCUUUCACUCCUUUUGAAGUCGGUGUUCUCACCAUUGACACAUCGUUUGCCGAUCAGCCUCUCAACGAAUCUCCUCUCACUUUCAAAGUGAACGACCCGACGAAAUGCAAGAUCAACUCUGCUGGUCUCAAGGAUGGGCAUUACACCGUCAAUCAACAGGUUGACUGUAGAGUCUCUGCCCAGUUCUGCGGAGAAGGAGAAGUUACUGCUAAACUACAUGGACCAAAGGGAGAGGAAGAUGUUAGCAUCACUGACAGUGGGGAUGGUACCUACCUGGUUCAUUUCACACCUAAAGAGCCUGGCCCUCAUGCUUUUGACGUGUUCUUUGACGGUGAAGAGAUACCAGAUGCCCCUGUCAACAUAUUUGUUAAUGCUGGGAGCGGCUCUGAUGAUGUUGUGGUUACACAGCCACUGGCAAACAGGGCUGGCAAUUAUGUAGUUGACAUGUCGCAUAAUUAUAAAAUAAAUGCAGCCAAAGCUAACGAGGGUGAGCUCAGUACUAGUUGCGUGGGUGUAUUUUCAGCGCAUAAGCCUGCAGUGGAGAUAGAUGAGGUGGAAGAGAAACAGUAUGUUGUUACUGUUAACACUGCCGUCCCUGAUGAGUAUAAGGUGACUAUAUUGUGGGGUGGUGAUCCAGUCCCUGGCUCCCCAUUCACUCUUAAUGUUGUGGACAAAGCUCGCCCAGGGAAUGUAUUGGUAAAGGGUCCUACGUUUGAGAUUGGUCAGUUAGGUAUUGGACUCAGAGCUGAUGUUAAGAAUGCUGGAGUCGGUGAGCUCUCUGCCUCUUGCCGUGGGAAUAGAGUUGGUACUGUCCCCGUCAGCAUUAACGAAACUAGUCCAAAGCUUUAUGAGCUGAGCAUUGAGCCUUCCCAGCCUGACCUAUUCACCAUUAGUGUACUGUGGUCUGAUGAGCAUGUCCCAGGAUCUCCUUUUAAGGUAGACAAUACACCUCCAGAUGCUAGCAAGGUCGUUGUUGAUCCACCAGAGUCUUAUGCAACCUCAGUUAGAGCUGUAUUCCGUGUUGAUGCUACUGAAGCUGGUGUAGGUGAGCUUAGGGCUCACUGCAGAGCUGAGAACAGUGCUAAUCUCCCUGUUGAAAUAGACAAGCCUGAUCUAAGCACUGAGAAGUAUCGCUGUGUUGUAAUACCAAUCAGAGAUGAUGUCUACCACUUCUCGCUUCUCUGGAGUGGCAAAGACGUCCCUGGAUCGCCAUUCAAGAUUGAUCUGGUACCAAAGAUUCAUCCAGACCGUGUUAUAGUAGAUGAUCCAGUGUACUCUGACACUGUCCAUCCAGUCAUUACUACUGUUGAUUGCACUAAUGCUGGCCCUGGUGUCCUUAGGGCCAGAUGCAGGGGAGAUAAUACCGGUAUCGUUCAAGUGGCAAUGAUCGAGACAGAGAAAGGAAAGUACAGGCUAGAGUUUGAGCCGUCUAACGAGGACGACUAUAAUCUCAGUAUUUUUUUCAAUAAUCAAGAAGUCCCUCGCUCUCCUCUUCACAUUCCCAUCAAGCCGAUCGUCGAGGCAUUUGAUAUGGUAAUGGUUGAAGAAGUUCAUCAGGAAAUGUCAUUACCGGCAGAGUUCCAGGCUCGAGAAGAGGAGACACCACCUUCCAAACAGGACACAAUGUACCUCUUCCUUGGUAACCCACUUCAUAUUAACGUGGAGGAUGCUUCUGGCUCUGAAUUGGAACUGACUGCUACAGCAGAAGGUGAUAUCAAUGGAUCAACCCCAGUCAGUGUAGUCAAGACAGAUAAAAAUUACGAGGUCGACUUUAAUCCAACGAAACCAGACAAAUACACCAUAUCUGUCAAAUAUGGUGAUGGCAAAGAGGCUCCAAACUCACCAAUUAUUGUUUAUUAUUCAGUCCCAGUUGAUGCAUCUAAGUGCAUCGUAAAAGGACUUGAGAGCGUCUCCUCCUAUCCAAUGAUGGAUGUGCCAAUUAAAUUUAUCGUUGAUGCUACAGCAGCCGGUAAAGCUGAUCUAAAUGUCACUAGUGACGGGCCUAGUGGUACGGACCCAUCAAGUGUACAAGUCGAGGAGAAUCAAGAUGAGCCUGGUAUAUAUGACAUCACGUACACGCCCACAGGACCAGGAGAACAUAGGGUAAAUCUUUACUGGGGUCGGGACCUGAUCCCUAGUUCUCCUCUUGUCUUUAAUGUCGUAAAAGGAUCAGCUAUAACUGGAGAAAAGCUUUAUCCAUAUGGAUCACCAGUUGUGCUGGCACUUGCUGCUGAUUGCAAGCCAAAAGAGCUUGAAGUCUUUGCUGUACCUGAGGGCACUAGCCAAAAAGUCAAGGUCAAAGUUGCCAAGGAUGGUAAAGGUCGUUAUAAGCUACAGUUUUCACCUCAAAAUCCCGGUUUCUAUGAUGUCCAUGGUCUCCUCAGAAACUCUGAAGUGGCUGGUAGUCCUUAUCGUUUAGAAUAUGCUCAUCCACCAAAUGCUGGCAAAGUUAAAGUGUUGAUUGAGCCUAAUGAGGUUGCCUAUGUCAAUUAUCCUAUUACAUUCUCAAUUGAUACACGAGAGGGAGGCAAAGCUGAGCUCCUUCUGAGAGCAAACUUUCCGAACAAGCUCAAAGUCCAAUCACCUGAUUUCAUAGUUAAGAAGAAUGAAGACGGGACCUACAGAGCAACAUACACUCCCUCUCUUGCUGUCCCUCACUCGUUUGAUGUUUUGUUUGCAGGUCAACCAGUCAAAGACAGUCCAUUUAAGAUCAGCGUUAAAGACAAGCCCGUGGAGCUGUUCCACAUCCUUGCAUCAGACCUCAAUCUCAUUGAAGUCCACUCAAGCGUUGAUAUUUACUUCAAGUUGCCUGCUGGCGAUACAAUCUCCACUGUUACUGCAAGUGCUACCGGUAAGACAAUUGACGAUGCUGAUUUCAAAUUGCAGGCAGUUGGUGAUGAAGGUCUGUAUCGUGCCCAUUUCAUCCCCUCAGUUCCUGAUGAUUACCAGUUAGAGAUGCACCAUAAAGGAAACCCUAUCCCUGGCUCUCCAUUUCCUGUUAAAGUCGUUGGUCUGGGAGGCUUUGAGCCAAGCAAGGGACCAGAUGAUGUUGAUAAUCCGCCAAUUGUUGAGACCAAGCGUCCAUUUAAUCUCCUCGUUCCACUAGACAUGACCACCCCACCUGAGGACUUUAAAGUUGAGGUUGAUGGGCCCCCAGAGUCUUCGGUCACUCCUGAAGUCAAGAGUGAUUCUCGUGGUAAAUAUUCAAUUUUGCUCACCCCAGACCUUCCAGGAGACUAUCUUAUUCACAUGACAAAAGAUGAUUCCCAUGUCCUUGGAUCUCCUUUCAGAGUUAUUGUCAAGGAAUUCCGUUCCGAUCCUUCAAAAUGUUUCAUCCUACCUGAAGACCAGCACCUCUUUGAUAAAAGGCAGAAAUUUGGUAAGCCAUGUCAAUUCAGAAUCUCCACCAUAGAUGCCGGGCCCGGUACACUCAAUAUCACAUCCAGGGGGCCUGGUAAAGCCGAUGUUAAGAUAUAUGAUAAUAACGAUGGUACGUAUACUUGUGAUUUCACUCCCUCAGUCCCAGGGCAAUACUCAAUUGAUAUAUUAUGGGAUGAUCAGCAUAUUGGGGACAGUCCAUACAGUUUGGUAUUCAAAAAGAGCAAGUCAAAAGUUAUAACGGGACUCAAUCUUGACGCUGAGCACUUUAGAGUUGGCGUGCCUCAUCGUUUUAAGCUCCACUGUGAUGAGGUUGGAGAAGGUGAGCUGGGCGUGACCGUCAAACCCAACAGUGCAGCUCAAAUCAGAGUCUCUAAUCUUGGGGGCGACUCCUAUCAAGUUGAAAUAUUACCAAAAGAGCAAGGGAACCACGAGCUAGCUGUGCGCUAUGGAGAGGGUCAUAUUCUUGGCAGUCCUUUUAAUGUUGUUUUCCAUCAGAGAGGAGAUGCCAGCAAGUGUCACAUGGUCAGUAAUGAGGUCAUACAAGAGGAGGAUGGACGGGAUAAAGUGAUAUUUAUCAUCUCAACUAAAGAUGCCGGACGCGGGAAGUUGUCUGCCCACGCUGAUAAUCCUCACACAAAGGAAAGGCUUGAAGUUAAUAUUGAUCCAUUGGAGGAUGAUGAGCAUAAGAUACACUUUUACAUUGGGGACGGAUCAGAGUAUCAGCUAACAGUCAAGUAUGAUGCUGUUCACAUUGAAGGCUCACCUUUUAAGCUCCUCUUUGCUGACCAGGGAGACGCCAGUGCUUGUAUCGCUGAUGGCGAUGGACUCAACGUCUCUCAGAUUAAUAAAGAAGCAAAAUUCAAUGUGCUUUGUGAGGGAGCCGGAGAAGGAGAGCUCUCGGUUGAAAUAAAAUCACAGGAUGGUAUUACAACAGUCCACCCACUCAUUAGCAGUGUCUCAGAUGAGGAGUUUGAAGUUAGCUAUAGUCCAGUGAAAUCUGGUCAGUAUAACAUCACAGUGAAAUGGGGAGAAGAGCAGAUCACUGGUAGCCCAUUUGCUAUGAAGUGUUACGUACCACUGAAUGCCUCCAACUUGAUGAUUGUUGAUCCACCGACUGAAGCAUUCCUUGAGACCCCAAUGGAGUUUAAAGUGAAGACUGUAGAGGACAUGAGUGAGGAGGGGGAAAUUGCUGUCACUGCUAAAUCCCGCUCUGAAGUUGUGAAUGGUACAGCAGAGAAGGAAGAGGCUGGUACUUACAAAUGUUCCGUAGAGCCCAAGGCACCAGGGAAAUACGUCGUAAAGGUUACACUCAACGGGGACAACAUCAAAGGAUCUCCCUUUAAGGUAAAGGUUUCUGAGCCUCCAAAGCCACAAAAUGUGAAAGCAAGCGGCCCAGGACUUGAGGAUGGCUACGUGGGACAGGAGGGUAACUUUAUGCUUGAAACUGGUGAAGCUGGCACUGGAACCCUUUCUGUUAGGGUACACGGUCCAAAGGGAGCUUUCAAGAUCAAUAUGAGGCGUCAUCCUGAUAAUGAUAGGAAUAUCCUUGUACGCUAUGAUCCUAAAUAUGCUGGGAGCUAUGCUAUCGAUGUCACUUGGUCUGAAGUGCAUGUUCCCGGGAGUCCAUUUAAAGUUGAUAUCAAAGAGCAGAAGGAGGAGAAGAGUUUGGACGAGAGCGGAGAAGAGGAGGAGCUUACUAAUGGACUAGGAGACUCGAUUAAAAUGGCCACUGAAAAAGAAAUUGAGAUUUCUUCUUGAAAAGAUUUAAACCAAAUUAUUGAACUACAAAAUUACAUAUUAUUUUUUAAAUAGUAAUUUAUCAAUCUUCUUUCAGGCUUAAAAGUAAAAAAAUAUCUUGAAAUUAAUAGUUGAUAUUUUCAAAUUAAGAACUCAUUAAUGAUCAUCUUCAAUGUGUUUAUUUGUGUAUCGUUCUGCUAUCAUGUGACAUUUUAUCUCCUCAUAAUAACAAUUAUUUCUUUUUAAAUAUUUUUUGAAAAUUUAA